Vicia villosa (hairy vetch) is the source of this 486-nucleotide messenger RNA. RefSeq lists its product as uncharacterized. The record is from RefSeq and is a predicted model, not a curated record. The transcript has a single exon. NCBI's taxonomy places the organism in Eukaryota, Viridiplantae, Streptophyta, Magnoliopsida, Fabales, Fabaceae. The coding region runs from base 1 to 486 and encodes 161 amino acids.
AUGAAACUUCACAUUAAAGAACAAUUGCGGAGUAUUGAAUAUCCCGAAACAACCGACAUGAAACCGCCUUCUCAACCGGUUAAGACAAAUGGUGAUCCAAAGAAAUUGAAGUCUACACCAAAUGACAACUCGAUUACACGGGCUCCUUCCUAUUGGGAGCACAUCAAUAAACUUUUUCCCGACUCACCAACUCCAAAAUCUCAAAAAUUUCAAACAAGUUCAAGCAAAGGAGCUCGCAUAAGCAAACCGCCUCCGACACAUAUUCCGCCAAAAAUUCCAAUCAUCGAAGAGAUGCCUCUUAUGCCGAAAAUUUCAUUCAUCAAAGAGAUAUCGGUUUCUAUACACCUUAACAUCGAGCGGGUCGUCAAUGUUACGGGGGACGAUAAUUGCGGUUACCGGGCCGUCUCGGUGUUGCUUGGUAAUGGAGAGGAUAGCCAUACGCUUGUCCGUCAUCAACUUAUCAAAGAGUUGAAGACGCAUAAAUAA